Molecule: messenger RNA, 868 nt
Organism: Halteromyces radiatus
Lineage: Eukaryota; Fungi; Mucoromycota; Mucoromycetes; Mucorales; Cunninghamellaceae
Exons: 3
Coding region: 88-786 (232 amino acids)
Source: RefSeq, a predicted model, not a curated record
UUUUUUUUGGGUUGUAAUAUGGACGACAAAUUCAUGCAAAACAACAUGUGAUGAAAACAUUCAGAUAUAGAACAACCAUCCGAAGAAAUGAAUAUCACACAAGAUGCAGAAAAAUCAUCAAGAGAUAUACAUAGAAAACAAGCGUUAAAAUAUCUUUGCUGUAUAUGCUGCCCAUGUUUUUCUUUAUGGAUAAGAUGUCUUUGUUGUUUCUUUUUAUUUGCCAUUAUUGUAUUUGCCAUUGCAGCAGGAAUCCUUGCUGCUUUAUUCCAAAUGCCAACUGUAACGUUCAAUGGUGUGACGGAUGAUCCUUUAGGUUUACCUCGAUUUCAAAAUCUGAAUGAUAACAUAAAUGGUUCCAUCAGUCCCUUCAAUAUCAAUCUAGGCUUAAAUUUCACUAUUCUCAAUCCAAAUGUUGAAGGGCUUAUGUUUGAUAAAAUCAGGGCCAUCGCUUAUUAUCCUACGAAUCCAACACAUUCUUUGGGAGGUGGUACUAUGACAAAUUUAGGAAUCAGUUCAGCAUCAACAACACAAUUUAUUUUUCCAUUCCAAAUCCAUUAUGAUCCACUAAGUGAUUCAAGGUUCAGUAUAUUGAAUGAUAUUUUAACCAAGUGUGGUCUGAUGGGAUCAACUGUCAAACAGGAUAUUAUGGUGAAUUAUGAUUUAAAACCUACUGUACGUGUCAUAGGUUUGCCGAUCUCUCCAACCAUUCAUCAAUCUGUUUCUUUUCCAUGUCCUAUUCAGAAUGGACAAAUCUUUAUUCCACGUGGUUUACCAUCAAUUAAUUGAUGAACAAAUUCAUCUCUUUUAUAUCAUCAUCUUAUAAUAUGUAAUGCAAUGUGUAUCAUUUUUUUUUAUAUAUGCCAUUUUU